Messenger RNA from Australozyma saopauloensis, 2796 nucleotides. RefSeq lists its product as uncharacterized. The record is from RefSeq and is a predicted model, not a curated record. The transcript has a single exon. Gene Ontology annotation, cellular component: small-subunit processome; nucleolus. Bases 1 to 2796 code for a protein of 931 amino acids. Gene Ontology annotation, biological process: rRNA processing. NCBI's taxonomy places the organism in Eukaryota, Fungi, Ascomycota, Pichiomycetes, Serinales, Metschnikowiaceae.
AUGGCCAAAAAGAAGCAGCAAAGAUCCCAGAAACGGAGAUCCGAAAGAAAGAUUUUGGAUGCUUUCCAUCUUGCUGAACGUGGCCAAAAUGGCUCCGACGGCUCUGACUCCGAUGGGGAAGAAUUGCAAGUCCGUGAUGGUAUCAUGGACGCACGUAAAUUCAUGAAAAACCAGGAUGACGAUGAAUUUGAAGAUGAAGAACUCGAUUCAGAUGAAGCCCUUGGCUCUGAUGACGACUACGAUGUCUUGAACUCCAAGUUUUCUCAAACCAUUAGAGAUAAGAGGAAGAACAAGAACGCCGAUGAGAGUGACAGCGAAUACGACAGUGUUGAUGAGUCUCAGCUCGUGACUUUGUCUGAAGCUUGGGAUUUAGACGACAAAUAUAACUCCGCCAAGAAGGCGAAAUCCCUGUCUCAACUGAAAUCGCUGGAAGUGGUUCUCAAUGAUGACUGGGAAAGCGAUAGUGCUGAGUCUGACUCUGAGUCUGACUCUGAGGACAACAAAGACCAAAGCGCUGGAGAAGGCUCCGACAGUGAAGACGACAGUGAUGGUAGUGAUGAUGACAGCAGCUCCGAGGAGUCUGAAUCUGAGGAUGAAGAUAAGAUGCUUCGAGGCUCGGACGAUGAGGAUGAGAUCGACAUGAGCAAGACUCUUUCGACCAUUAACUCGCACCUUAAAAAAGAUCCAGAGCACAAGCGUCUCAUCAAUGAAACUGUGAAGGAAAACGAGUAUGGUAUUCCUACAGGUGGAGUCAAACUUUCAUUGGCAGACAUGUUAGGCAGCAGUGAAGCUCCUGAAACUACACUCAUUAGCAGAGACUUAGCUGAUGAUCUGAAUGCGCUCGCUGUGCCACUCCCGAAGCGUAUCCAGGAGAGAAAUGACAGAAAAGUUGCUUAUGAGAUCACCAAAGAGGAGGUCAGCAAGUGGGAAGAGACUGUUAGAACCAUUAGAGAUGCUGAUCAACUUCAGUUCCCAAUGGCUCCACCAGCAACUGAAGAGCAGGAAGAAGUUGAUGCCGAAAGAGAGUACGACUCUCUUCGUAUUGUCCCUGAAAAUGAUACCAAAUCUGAUCUCCAGAGUAAAAUCGAUGCGGUCUUGCGUGCUGGUGCACUUCUUGAUGAAUCUAAGGAGGCAACUUUUGAACAGAUUGCAGCUGCAAAACUCUCAAAAGAGGAUAUGUUUAAGAGAACUCAGGAACUUAGAAGAAUGAGAGAGCUCAUGUUCAGGGAUGAGCAAAGAGCGAAGAGAAUCAAGAAGAUUAAGUCGAAGCAAUUCCGCAAGAUCAGAAAGCGUGAGACUUUGCGUGAUGCUGCUCUCGUCGAAGGUUCAGAUGCUGAGUCCGAUGAGGAGGAUCACGAUCGUAAACGUGCCGAAGAACGUAUGUCCCUUCGUCACAAAACUCAAUCCAAAUGGGCUAAAUCUGUCAUUAAAUCCGGUAUUACCAAGGAUGCAUCCACCAGAGCUGAAUUGGAAGAGAUGCUCAGAUCCGGUGAGCGUUUGAGAUCGAAACAACUCGGCUACAAUGAUGGUGAGAGAAGCGACGGCAAUAUUUCCGAUGUUGAGAGAGAUUAUGAAAACGAUGAUGAAGAAGCUGAAAACCAAGAGAGAGCUAAACUCGGAAAAGGUGUUCUUGCAAUGGAUUUCAUGAAAGCCGCUGAGGAAAGAAAGAGAAAGGAAAACCUCAAGGACAUUGAGUUCCUCAAAAACAUGAGAGAAAGCAAUGGAACUGAAGCAUUAGAUGAAUCAUCGAAGAACUCGAUUAAUCAAACCAAGAACCAAGGAAGAAGAGUCUACACACCAUCGGCCAAGAUUGCACAGGAAGAAGCUGAGGAAGCUGAGGAGGAAGCACUUCAUGAUUACAGAGAUGAUGAGGCACGAAGCUUAGAGAAGCAAAUGCGUGGCAGAGAUCGCCAGCCCGAGCAGGAUACUGAUGAGAAUGAGCAGCCUCCGGCUAAGAAGCACAAAGUUGUUGAGGAAGAAUUUGCUGGAUUCGAUGAUGAAGAUUCGGACAAAGAAGCAGACUCCAAGAAGAACUCAAGGGCAAAGAAUUCAAAGAAUCCUUUGAGCUCUCACAACGAUGGAGAUUUAGACCCUGAAGAAAAUCCUUGGUUGACUGGAAUGGGCGAAAGCACUGAAAAAUCCAAGAAAUAUGUCGCUAUAACCGAAGACUCUUCACGUUUAUCCAAGGCUGCCAAUAAAAUUCAGAAGGUAGCUAGCAAGAGACAAACAAAGGGCAAGACUCCAGAUACAUACAUUGACUUGAACAAUGCAAUGAGCAUUGCUGGCAAUGUGCAGCAUAGCGAAGACGAGGACGACGAUGAAGAAGGUCCCGAGACUAGAAUGUUUCUCCAAAAGAAUCUCAUUCAGGAAGCAUUUGCUGGUGACGAUGUGGUUUCUGAGUUCCAAGAAGAAAAGAGAAGAAUUGCUGAGGAGGAAGACGACAAAACCGAGGACUUGACGUUGCCUGGUUGGGGUGGUUGGGGUGGUGCUGAGAUAACGGCGGCGCCAAAGAAGAAAUUUGUGAGAAAGAUUGACGGAGUCGUUCAAAAGGACAAGAGAAAGGACAAGAACUUGAAGAAUGUGAUCAUCAACGAGACAUUGGGUAAGCACAACUUGAAAUACCAAUCUUCGAGUGUGCCAUAUCCUUAUGAGUCCAGAGAACAAUACGAAAGAGCGCUCAGAAUGCCUCUUGGUGAGGAGUGGACUACUAAGGCAACUCAUAAGAAGGCUACCCAGCCUCGUGUUGUCGUCAAACAAGGUGUUGUGGUUGACCCAUUGAAGGCUCCUUUCAAAUAA